AGAUUGUGCAAAGACAUUCGCCAACCUUCGACCAUUUUCCAACGCUGAUACACAGACAGUGAGUGAGCCAUGAUGCGCCGAGGAGGUCGUGGUGGUGGUCAUCGUCGCUCCCACCAAAAGCACCGACACCACGAGCGCGAACAAGCGCCACAGCACCCUGAAGCGAAGAAACCCAAACCAGACAGUGGCUUUUUACCCCACCCACAACACCAACACCACCAACACCACCAACACCACCACCAACAACACCCCGAAAACCAACACAACCCACACUUGGACUUGGACGUCCUCUCAAACCCGCACACGCUUGACGUGCAACAAUUACGUGCCUUGCUCACUUCGCGCGGGAUCGACGUUGCGGAAACCGCAACGCGAGAUGACCUGCUGCAAGCUUUCGUGCAGUUUGUUGCGCCAAAGCCACAGCGUGAGCCAAGAUCUUCCAGACGACGACAGCAGCGCGAGGAGCAGCGACACCAAAAGCAACUGCAACUUGCAGCACGCGUCAAGCGUAUGGCUGCAAAACGCAGAACACCAGCUCAACCACAGGACGUGCUGGACAGCGAAGGCCGAGAAUUGAAACGCACAAAGGAGACUGAUCACCACGUAAGAACAAUGGACAAGCAUGCUGGCCAUGGCGCUGAGCUCGUCACAGAUGAGCAUGGCGAACAAGUGGUGAAGAAGCCCAAUGGUUUUCAGUUCAAGGUGAUAACGUGGCCAUGACCCGGCAACCAACUACAAGACCAAUUCACGGUUACAACUUUUUGACACGCGGGAACGUGGGACCAGCCAGCACCGUCAUCCAUGACUUGCGCAGCUCUUGCAUGUCAUCUUCUCCAACCUCAAACCCGCCGCCUGCUGUACACUCCGAGUAAAUGCCUUCAAUCUCGCCACGCAGUUCACUCAUCA
This is a messenger RNA of Salpingoeca rosetta, 906 nucleotides long. RefSeq lists its product as uncharacterized. Gene Ontology annotation, biological process: embryonic morphogenesis. Bases 70 to 720 code for a protein of 216 amino acids. Gene Ontology annotation, cellular component: tRNA-splicing ligase complex. The transcript is spliced from 4 exons. The record is from RefSeq and is a predicted model, not a curated record. Lineage: Eukaryota; Choanoflagellata; Craspedida; Salpingoecidae.